Molecule: messenger RNA, 3121 nt
Organism: Phymastichus coffea
Lineage: Eukaryota; Metazoa; Arthropoda; Insecta; Hymenoptera; Eulophidae
Gene: Lon
Product: lon protease homolog, mitochondrial
Exons: 11
Coding region: 92-3121 (1009 amino acids)
Biological process (GO): protein catabolic process; mitochondrion organization; chaperone-mediated protein complex assembly
Cellular component (GO): mitochondrial matrix
Molecular function (GO): single-stranded DNA binding; ATP hydrolysis activity; serine-type endopeptidase activity
Source: RefSeq, a predicted model, not a curated record
CUCAAAUCGGUUCUCGAGAGUUCGACGAAAUUAUUCUGAUAUAAAAUCGGCAUUGCUUGUGAAAAAGUGAUAAGAGAAAAUUUAAUGAAAAAUGCGAUUGCUCAUAAGUUCUUUCAACACAAAGUUGCUACCAAUAUUCUGUCAUCGAGUGAAUCUCCACCGGUAUCUUUGCAAAAAUUAUGGACUAAAUGCACGGUCUGCUGUAACGAAAAAAUUAAUUUUAAACCAUAAUGGAUCGACAGUUUUGGGUUUCCUUCGAGGAAACCUUCGGGAUUUCCGUCCAAGUGCAAUAAUGACAAUACAAAAUUUUUCUUCCAAAAGUCCAUCGGAUAAGGACCCACCGAUUGAAAAUGAAGUUGAAGCUCAAUCAGAGGAUUAUCCUACAGCAUUACCAGCAACUGUUGUUGUUCCAGAAGUAUGGCCACAUGUCCCAGUCAUUGCAAUCAAUCGUAAUCCUGUAUUCCCACGGUUUAUUAAAUUGAUUGAGCUUACCAAUCCAAUCUUGAUGGAUUUGAUUCGACGUAAAGUUAAAUUAAAUCAACCUUAUGUGGGAAUCUUUUUAAAAAAAAGUGAAGAGAAUGAAUUACAAUUAGUUGAGAAUAUUGAUGAUGUCUAUUCAGUAGGAACUUUUGCACAAAUUCAUGAGGUACAGGACUUAGGAGAUCGUUUAAGACUUGUAGUUAUGGCUCAUAGAAGAAUUAAAAUAGUAAAUCAAAUAAUUGAGGAUUUAACUCCCAAACCAACUGAAACAGAUGAAAUGAAAUUGAAGUUUCCUCUAUUAAAUACAACAAUUAACGUCUCUGUAGACGAUGCCAUGGCUGGAGGGAAAAAAAGUCGUAGAGAUCUUAGGCGAAAGAAGUUAGAAGGAAAAAUACCAGAGCAGAUGGAGAAAAGUAUGGAGCCUGUUGUUACAAUUGUUGCAGAUGAUAAAUCAGUUGAACCAAAAUCCAUUGAUGCAGCUGAAACUGUACAAGUUACAGACUCUUCUCAGAAACAGCCUUUACUGAUGGUAGAAGUGGUAAAUGUAACUCAUGAAAAGUUCAAACAAACUGAAGAAAUAAAGGCAUUAACCCAAGAACUAAUUAAGACUAUCAGGGAUAUUAUAAGUAUGAAUUCUUUAUACAGAGAGUCUUUGCAGCAAAUGUUGCAUCAAGGUCAGAGGGUAGUUGAUAAUCCUGUUUAUUUGAGUGAUCUUGGAGCAGCAUUAACUGGAGCUGAUGCUAAUGAGUUACAAGAAGUUUUAGAAGAAAUGGAUAUAACAAAAAGAUUACGUUUAUCAUUAGCUCUUUUGAAAAAAGAGUAUGAGCUGAGUAAAUUACAACAAAAGAUUGGUAGAGAAGUUGAAGAAAAAGUUAAACAGCAACACAGAAAAUAUAUUUUGCAUGAGCAACUCAAAGUUAUAAAAAAAGAAUUGGGACUAGAAAAAGAUGAUAAGGAUGCUAUAGAAGAAAAGUACAGAGAAAGAAUUAAAGACAAAGUUGUACCGAAACCUGUGAUGGAUGUUGUAGAAGAAGAAUUGACAAAACUAAGUUUCUUGGAAAGUCACAGCAGUGAAUUCAACGUUACGAGAAAUUAUUUGGAUUGGCUAACAUCAAUGCCUUGGGGCAUUGCAAGUCCUGAUAAUUUGGAGCUUCAACAAGCAAUCGAAAUUCUUGAUCAAGAUCACUAUGGAAUGGAAGAUAUCAAAAAGAGAAUCUUAGAAUUUAUUGCGGUUAGCCAAUUAAAAGGAUCGACACAAGGAAAAAUUUUAUGCUUCCACGGACCUCCUGGUGUUGGAAAAACAUCGAUAGCUAAGUCAAUAGCACGUGCCUUGAACCGGGAAUAUUUUCGAUUUAGCGUGGGUGGUAUGACUGACGUUGCUGAAAUUAAAGGUCAUAGGAGAACAUAUGUAGGUGCCAUGCCAGGAAAAAUUAUUCAAUGUUUGAAAAAGACUAAAACAGAAAAUCCUCUAGUGUUAAUAGAUGAGGUAGACAAAAUUGGAAAAGGAUACCAAGGAGAUCCAGCUUCAGCACUGUUAGAAAUGCUAGAUCCAGAGCAAAACGCGAACUUUCUUGAUCACUACCUCGAUGUGUCAGUUGAUUUAUCCAAAGUACUUUUUAUUUGCACUGCCAAUGUAAUCGAUACGAUUCCUGAACCUCUUCGAGAUCGAAUGGAGCUUAUAGAUAUGUCUGGUUACGUAGCAGAAGAAAAACUUGCUAUUGCUAAGCAGUAUCUUGUUCCCCAAUCCAUGAAGGACUCUGGUCUUUCCACCGAUCAAAUAUUAAUUGACGAGAGUGCCUUGAACUGUCUCAUAAAAUCAUACUGUCGAGAGUCAGGAGUAAGAAACUUGCAAAAGCAUAUUGAAAAGGUGCACCGCAAAGUAGCUUUUAAGGUUGUCAAGAAAGAAGCGGAAAAGCUGGUAGUAACAAAGGAUAACUUGCAAGACUUUGUUGGCAAACCGACAUUUACUCACGAUAGAAUGUACGAGCUUACACCACCUGGUGUGGUGAUGGGUUUGGCAUGGACGGCUAUGGGUGGAUCAACGCUUUUUAUUGAAACGACUAUUAGAAAACCAAAUGAUACGUCCAAGAAAUUCGACGGAACUUUCGAGGUAACAGGUCAUCUCGGAGACGUUAUGAAAGAGUCAAUCAGAAUUGCUAUGACUGUAGCCAGAAACUUUCUUCAAAAGAAAGAUCCGACGAAUACUUUUCUUUACGACGCACACUUGCACUUGCAUGUACCAGAAGGUGCAACACCUAAAGAUGGACCAAGUGCCGGCACGACAAUAGCAACUGCCUUCGUUUCGCUUGCUAGAAAUAAAUCCGUAAGACAGGACAUUGCAAUGACAGGGGAACUCAGCCUUAUGGGUAAAGUUUUACCUGUUGGAGGUAUCAAAGAAAAAACUAUUGCUGCUAAACGAGUUGGAGUAAAUUGUAUAAUAUUACCGGAAGAAAAUAAAAAAGACUUUGAAGAUUUGCCAAAAUAUAUCACCGAUGGCCUUGAAGUUCAUUUUGUUUCUAGCUUUGAAGAUAUUUAUAGGAUAUGUUUUCCGGAAGGGCAACAUACAGAAACACCUGUACAACAUAAUGAGGACUUAACAACAAAUUUCACAUCCAAACAACAAGCUCCACUUCAGGCAUAG